CUGCGAUCUCGAAGCCGUGCUGCUCUUGUUGCUGCUCCUGCUGCUCUUCCUGCCUCUACACGACAUUGGCGCGCGUCGCCUCGUACAGGAGACACUGCGACCAGCACCGCCAUCACCGAACCAUGACAUGACCCGACGACGACAACGAUACUAGGCAAUGGCGUUCGACGGAACCAACGGCCUCGGCACCUCCACCGACGGGGCGCUGAGCGGCCUGCCUGGCAUCGGCGACGACAGCCUGCUGCCCAUCUUCGAUGUCGAGCGGGUGCAGCUGCAGUUCAGCGUCGCCGCCGACUUUGUCGCCGCGCAGGUCGCCAACAACGUCCUCGUCCUGGCCCUCUCCAACGGCCGCAUCCUCCGCAUCGACCUCAACCGCCCCGAGGACAUUGACGACAUCGACCUCCCCAAGCGCGUCUCCGAGAUCGGUGUCAUCCGCCGCCUCUUUCUCGACCCGACCGCGUCUCACCUGCUCAUCUGCACCAGCCUCGGCGACAACUACUACCUCCACACCCAGAGCCGCCAGCCCCGGCCGCUCAGCCGUCUGCGCGGCGUCGUCAUCGAGAGCGUCGCAUGGAACCCGAGCCUGCCGACCUCGACGACGCGCGAGAUCCUCAUCGGCGCCGCAGACGGCAACAUCUACGAGUCCUUUAUCGAGACGUCCACCGAGUUCUACAAGAAGGAGGAGAAGUACCUCAAGGCUCUGCAGAAGCUGCCGGACGGGCCCAUCACGGGCCUGUGGGUGGACAAUGUCGGCGGCAAGGCGGACGUCAGGCGGGUCCUGAUCGCGACGCAGACCCGGAUCUUCCACCUCGUCGGCAAGAUCGGGAGGUCGGGCCACCACGAGGGCAGCGGGUCGGUCUACACGAAGCUGUUCGACGGCGAGCAACCAGUCGUCCAUGAGCUGUCCCGCGCCCAGGCGGCCGCGCCCUCCGCCGUGGCGGUCUCGCCCGACCCGCCGUCCUCCAGCACCAACGCAUAUGACCCGACCGCCGUGGAGAGGGCCUACGCGUGGCUGUCCUCUCAUGGCGUGUAUCACGGCAAGCUUCUGGCAACACCUGCCAACAACGAUCUGGGGAACAAGGUCUUUGCCGACUCGAAGCUGCUGCCUAGGGCUCAGCUGGCCACUACCGACCCAAGCAAUCGCAGACGUGGUGGCUCAGACCAGAUCGACGCCAUUGCCUUGACACAAUGGCACAUUAUAAGCCUUGUGGGAGGCAGAGUCGUGGCCGCGAAUCGACUGACUGGCUCUGUGGUGUAUGACCAGACGAUCCUCGAGCCUGGACAGAAAGGCCUCGGCUUGUAUGUCGACCAGCAAAAGAAUACCUUUUGGCUAUUCACUGCGCAAGACGUCUUUGAGAUUGUCGUCCACGAGGAAGACCGCGACGUGUGGCGGAUCAUGCUUGAGCGACAACAAUUCGAUACGGCCUUGCGAUACGCGCACACGCCAGCCCAGAAGGAUGCCGUCUCAGUGGCCUCCGGCGAUCACCUGGCAGAGAAGGGCAUGUAUAUCGAGGCCGCCGCCGUCUACGGCAAGAGCAGCAAGCCCUUUGAGGAUGUGGCGCUAGCCUUCAUCGACAACGGCCAGAGCGAUGCGUUGCGAAAAUAUCUCAUCACGAAGAUCAACACGUAUAGCAAGGCGUUUGUCAUGCAGAGGAUCAUGAUAGCGACCUGGCUCAUUGAGGUGUUCAUGGCGAAGCUCAACUCGCUGGAGGACACCAUCACGACUGAAGCGGAGCUCGUCGAAGACCUGAGCAUAGCGCAGUCCAAGAAGCAGCUGGAGACUGUGCGGAAGGAGUUCCAGGACUUUGUCACCAAAUACAAAUCGGAUCUGGACCGCAAGACGACAUAUGACAUCAUCAGCAGUCAUGCGCGGGAAGAGGAGCUGCUCUUUUUCGCCAACGCGGUCAACGACUACAACUACGUCCUGUCCUACUGGGUACAGCGAGAGCGGUGGACAGAGGCUCUUGUGGUGCUCAAACGACAGACGGACCCGGAGGUGUUCUACCGGUACAGCAGCGUGCUGAUGACACAUGCCGGGCACGACCUCGUGGAGAUAUUGAUGCGGCAGUCCAAGCUGGAGCCUCGGAAGAUAAUACCUGCCCUGCUGGACUACAACAGGACGUUCAAGGGAACGCUACUGCAGAAUCAGGCGGUCCGUUAUCUGCAGUACGCCAUUUCUCAGCUGCAGACGUCGGACGCGGCCGUGCACAACACGCUGGUCUCGAUCUACGCCUCGCACGAGUCCAAGGACGAGUCGGCACUGCUUUCAUAUCUCGAGUCGCAAGGCGAUGAGCCUCACUUUGACCCAGACUUUGCCCUGAGACUGUGCAUCCAGCACAAGCGCACGCUCUCCUGUGUGCACAUCUACACCAACAUGGGCCAGUACGGGCAGGCUGUGGAUCUGGCGCUCUCGCACAACGCGGUCGACCUGGCAGCCAUCAUUGCAGACCGGCCCAUGACGAACCCGGCGCUGCGCAAGAAGCUGUGGCUCAAGGUGGCGCAAAAGGUCAUUUCGCAGUCCGACGGGAUCAAGACGGCCAUCGAGUUCCUGAAGCGGUGCAGCGACCUGCUCAAGAUUGAGGACCUGAUCCCCUUCUUCCCUGACUUUGUCGUGAUUGACGACUUCAAGGAGGAGAUCUGCACGGCGCUCGAGGACUACUCGCGGCAGAUUGAGGGGCUGAAGCGCGAGAUGGACGAGUCGUCCCAGACGGCGGCGAACAUCAAGACGGACAUUGCGGCGCUCGACCACCGCUACGCCAUCGUGGAGCCCGGCGAGAAGUGCCACGUGUGCUCGCUGCCGCUGCUGAGCAGGCAGUUCUUUGUGUUCCCCUGCCAGCACGCGUUCCACAGCGACUGCUUGGGCAAGGAGGUGCUCAAGCAGGCCAGCUUCUCCCGCGCGCGGCGCAUCCGCGAGUGCCAGGUCGCCAUCAGCAAAGGCAUGGUGUCGGGCCAGCGCAAGGAGGAGAUGGUGCGAGAGCUUGAUGGGCUGGUUGCUGCUGCUUGUAUUCUCUGCGGCGAGCACGCCAUCAAGCUCAUCGAUGAGCCGUUUGUCUCUGCACAGGACGACAUCAACGAAUGGGCUCUUUGAAGCUUGGAGACGUCCCAUAGAUAGCGCUUGCUUGCCUUUGCACGUACCAAAUGGAUAUGGGACACGUGGGUGUAAUCGUCCGCUUAUUAUACAUCUCUCUUAAACUUACGGAAACUCAAUCAGCAAACUAGAAAGGUCCAGGUUGAUGUGUCUGCAUGCACACGAGAGAGAGAGAGAGAGAGAGAGA
Messenger RNA from Microdochium trichocladiopsis, 3275 nucleotides. RefSeq names its product Pep3/Vps18/deep orange family-domain-containing protein. Bases 158 to 3088 code for a protein of 976 amino acids. The record is from RefSeq and is a predicted model, not a curated record. Gene Ontology annotation, biological process: vacuole organization; intracellular protein transport; vesicle-mediated transport. Gene Ontology annotation, cellular component: endosome; HOPS complex. Gene Ontology annotation, molecular function: protein-macromolecule adaptor activity. NCBI's taxonomy places the organism in Eukaryota, Fungi, Ascomycota, Sordariomycetes, Xylariales, Microdochiaceae. The transcript has 2 exons.